AUGGCACCUAUCGCAGUUACAGAACCACAUGCAUCGGAGGCCCUGGACCCCAUUGCCAUAAUUGGCAUGGGAUGCCGCUGGCCAGGUGAUUCGGAGACACCCUCCCAACUAUGGGACUUUCUCCAGGCAGAAAGGGACUCUUACAGCAAGUUUCCAAAGGAAAGAAUCAAUGGAGAAGCCUUCUAUCACCCUGAUGGAAGUAGGCCCGGUUCAUUCAAGACUGAAGGUGGAUCUUUCUUGAAGAAAGACGUUCGAUUAUUCGAUGCCAGCUUUUUCGGCAUUCAUCCCAAGGAAGUUCUCACUAUGGAUCCAGCCCAAAGAAAACUCCUAGAGGUAGUCUACGAGUCUUUCGAGUCUGCUGGUGUUCCCCUACAUAAAUUAUCUGGCUCAAACACUGGAACUUUCAUGGGUAACUUCAACUAUGAUCACCAGCUUAUGCAUUACCGAGAUGCUGAGAACGCAAUGCCGUAUUCGGUCACUGGUAGUGGUGUUACUAUUCUUAGUAAUCGGAUCAAUUACAUCUUCAAUCUCAAAGGCCCUUCCAUGACGCUCGACACGGCAUGUUCGAGUUCUCUCUACGCACUUCAUCUCGCUUGUACCGCUAUUCAGACCGGAGAUUGUACAGCUGCCGUUGUCGGGGGUUCCAACCUGAUAUUGACCCCAGAAUGCCAAAUAUUCUCAUCUGUUCUCGGUGCUGUUUCACCAACCUCGGUUUGUCAUACGUUUGACUCCCGCGCCGACGGGUACGCUCGUGCUGAUGGAAUUGGAGCUCUGUUUAUCAAAAAGCUUUCUCAGGCUGUGGCUGAUGGCGAUCCUAUUCGAGGUGUGAUAAGGGGGACUUCUUUUAAUGCCAAUGGUCGGACCGGUGGCAUUACACACCCAAGCCCCGAUGGCCAAGAAGCUUGUAUUCGACGAGCAUAUGAACGUGCUGGUGGUCUCGAUCCAUCGCUCACGGGUUAUUUCGAAUGUCACGGAACAGGAACACCGGUUGGGGAUCCAAUCGAAGUAUCAGCAAUCGGAAGAGUGUUCUCUGAUGUCAAGACUGGUUCCGAUCCGCUAUUGAUUGGUUCAAUCAAGAGUAACAUGGGACAUAGUGAGCCGUCAAGUGGUAUUGCUGGAAUUAUGAAAGCUGUGCUAGCAAUAGAACGAGGUGUCAUCCCGCCCACGAUCGGCAUCGAAAAUCUCAAUCCAAACGUGGACUUGAAAGACGGGCGACUAAAAAUCGUCAUGAAGAGCACUCCAUGGCCGGAUCUUCCCGUUCGAAGAGCAAGUAUUAACUCAUUUGGCUACGGAGGCUCAAAUGCGCAUGCCAUCAUCGAAUCGGUUGAGACACUUCUACCUGGAUAUAGAUCGAGCCACCAGGCCAGUCAGGAGUCUUCGAGUAUGGAGGCUCUCGCCAAAGAGAAUGGAAUUCCACGACUUUCCAGCACCAAUGGCCACACCAAUGGCCACACCAACGGCCACACCAACGGCCACACCAACGGCAUAAGUAAUGGGGGUCAAAUCAAAUUGAACGGAAAUGGCCACAGACCGACACAAAUUCGAAAAAGCCGAUUCCUACUCCCAUUUUCAGCACAUGAUGAAAAGACUCUCCAAGCGAAUUAUGAUGCCUUGGCGAAGACUAUUUCCAGUUGGAGCUUGACGGAUGUUGCUUACACUCUAAGCGCAAGGCGCACCUUGCUAAAUUACCGAUCGUUUGUUAUCACGGAUGUUGACGAAUCAGUCCAAGGACUUCCGGACAGGAAACUUAGCGUUACUAAGAAACGUUCUGCCGGCGAGCCUGUUCUUGGCUUUGUGUUCACAGGACAAGGAGCGCAGUGGCCUCAGAUGGGACAAGCAUUGAUGAAAGAAUAUCCGAGCUUCCUCGCGACGAUUCGGAGGCUUGAUAAGUGCAUUGACGAUCUGGACGAAGCUCUAGGCCGAGACUGGAGCAUUGAGGACGCUUUGCAUCAAAAUGCUGAGCAGAGCUUAGUUAACAACGCGGAACUCUCGCAGCCUCUAGUGACAGCAAUCCAGAUUGGACUUGUGAACCUGCUUUCUAAGUGGAGUGUGACGCCUCAAGCAGUGGUUGGCCAUUCCUCUGGGGAGAUAGCUGCAUGUUAUAGUGCUGGGCUCUUGACCGAAGAAGAGGCUAUGAUCACCGCAUACCUGCGAGGGAAGUCAGUUGCCCAAAACACUACGAAAGGGCUAAUGAUGGCUGUUGGGGGUUCCAUCUCCCAAAUUCAACCCCUGGUCGAUGAAUAUGACGGCGCAAUCACCAUUGCAUGCCAUAACUCCCCUGAAAGUUAUACCUUGAGCGGUGAUCAUCACGCAAUGCUUCAACUCAAGGGGGUACUUGAUCAGAAGCAGAUCUUCUGUCGUGCGCUUUCUACAAGCAAUAACGCCUACCACUCACACCACAUGCAAGCUUUAGGGCCAGACUACGAGAAGCAGCUCGAGUCUUUAAUGCCCAAGAGUACAGCGGUCAAAUCUCUGAAGCGGCGUUCACCAAGCCCACUCAAUAAAGCCGUCUUCUUUUCAUCCGUCCUUGGCAAAGCAGCGCCUUGGUCCUUGCUAGGUUCCAGGUACUGGCGUAAGAAUCUGGAGUCUCCCGUUCUGUUCCAUCAAGCUGUAUCAGAAAUGGUAACGCAGGCAUCCGUGGAUAUUCUUAUCGAAGUAGGACCACAUAGCGCCCUUCAGGGACCCCUCCGACAGCUUUCCAAGGCGAUAGGCAGUGAAACCAAAUUUCCAGAAUAUCUUACGGCGAUUGUCAGAGGCAGCGAUAACGUGAACGACUUACUCACCCUUGCCGGUAACUUGUUCAAUAGAGGAUAUAACGUUGAUCUUGCUCGGGUCAACGCCGCUGAAGGCAGAGCAGAGAAUCAGUAUGAAUUGUGUAAAACCAUCACUGAUUUACCGCCUUACCAAUGGCAGUAUCCAAAGGAAAUCACACUUUUCGAGAACCGAUGGACUAGGGAGUGGCGACUGCGCAUGCACCCCCGACAUGAUAUUCUCGGGAGUCGCAUACCAGGUGCAAAUAAGAACGAGCCAACAUGGCGAAACUUGCUAUGUGUGAACAAUGUCCCAUGGCUCAAGGAUCAUCGGCUCGUAAAAGACAUCGUUUUUCCCUCCACAGGUUACCUCUGCUUGGUACUGGAGGCAGCAACUCAAGUUGUUGAAUUGGAAGGCUAUAAUGCCACUGAUGUGGAAUAUUACGAUAUCCGGGAUGUUAGCCUAUCCAAGGCUUUGAUUGUGCCAGAUGAUGACCGUGGCAUCGAAACUCUGUUUGCCUUACGACCAGCCUCUUUAAAUACCGUGUCUCGUCACCGCUGGCUAUUUGAAUUUGUCCUGACCUCCGUGUCAAGUGAAGAAGGAAAUGAUACAUUCUCCGAGCACUGCCGUGGCCUGGUAGAAAUUAGUUUUGAAAAACACAAUUUCCCUGCAAGCAGAGUCGUGAAAGAGAUUCAGGCUGCUGCCUCGGUCAAGAAGAUAAUCAACGCUUCUCAAUGGUACCAGAAUUUCGCACGAGUUGGACUUUGCUAUGGACCUAUGUUUCAGGGUCUCUCCAACAUCUUCGCAGCAGGGGAGAGUAACAUGAGCGAAGCGCAAGUUGGCCUGGAGCCGACUGCAAAGACAAUGAAAGGCGAAUCGAGAUAUAUUAUACAUCCUGCCACACUUGAUGCUAGCAUGCAACUCUCCAUUCUUGCAGCGCACAAGAGCGUUGCAACAAAGUUCAAACGAGCUUUCAUGCCUACCGCAUUUGAGAGCAUCAAGGUUUGGCCUCAGAUCGCAAGCCAAAGCCACACUUGUGCCCAAUCUUAUGCCAGUGCCACAUUGAAGGGCGUUCGAGGACUGUCUGCCGAAAUUGUACUGCUAGGUGCCGGGGGAAAUCGCAUGCUCGAGGCAAACAAUAUCUUUUUAACAGCAUCUGACCAGUCGGCCCCCAGGCUCAUUGAGGAUCCAUCGCCCUACAGUCGUAUUGUAUGGAAACCCGAGUUUGAACACCUUACAACAACCAUCAUGGAGCAGAUGUAUCCACCAGUGCUUCUGAACAUGGACGCUGUUAUCCCUUCGCUCAACUAUCUCGCUUUACACCAACUCAUACACUUCAAAGCUACAAGCUCAGAGGUGUUUCAACAAGGUUCAGAGGAGCUCCAUUUGCAGAGGCUCCUUGACUGGACGACGCAAAAACUGGAAUCUGCAAAAGGUGACGCAAAUUCUGACGCGAAAAAAAUUACUGAAUAUACAGACGAAUUUCGCGCACAAGAAAUUGAACGGCUCUCAAAUCUUCUGCUUCCACGGUCUUCGGAGGCUCGACUCAUGUGCCAUCUCUACAAUAAUCUUGCAGAUAUUUAUGCAGGAAGAAAGACUGGUAUUCAAGUCGCACUUCAAGAUAAUCUGCUUCUCGACAACUACGAAACAGGCCAAGUCUAUCGCGAAGGUAAUCGGAGGUUGGCUUCCACGGUAGCACUUUAUACCCAUUAUAACCCUGGUCUCCGAAUUCUAGAGGUCGGAGCGGGUACAGGAAGUGCAACCAACGAAAUAUUGCCUGCACUCAAGGGCGAGACUCCCUGGAGGCAAUACCAAGAAUAUCGCUUUACGGAUACUACAACAUCUUUUCUCUCGGGCGCCGAAGAAAGAUUUGCAAGAUUUCAUGGGAUGACUUUUGGCUCUUUUGAUAUGGAAAGAAGCGCUGAAAGCCAGGGCUACGAGCAAGAUUGGGACGUCGUGAUUGCAUCCAACGUCAUCCAUGCCACUUCGGAUAUCAAAAGCACGUUGCUUAAUAUCCAGAGCGUCCUUAAGCCUGGUGGUAAGAUGAUCUUACUCGAAUUGACCCAACCUCAGCUCAGUGCUGGUCUGGUCCUCGGAACCUUCAGCGAUUUCUGGAAGGCAGAAUAUGAUCCCAGCUAUCCACGAUACGAUGGUCCGUUCUUGACUAAGCCACUUUGGAAAACUGUCUUACCAGCGUCUGGCUUUCAGGGUCUUGACUUUUAUUUGGACGACUAUCUUGGAGAUAAUGUCUCUACGACCGUGAUUUGUGCCACCACCAUAGGAGUAGAGCCACGCAUACCAAAGGCGAUCAAAGAACCUCUACAUGAAGGCACCACGAUUAUCUACCGUCAUGCCCCAUCCCCAUUCAUUGAAGCACUGGCUAGCCAUAUCAAGAUCACGCAAGGCAUCGCAGUGGAUAUCAUACCAAUUCAAAAUAUCGAGAAUGUUCGCUUUCAUCGCUUUAUUUUCCUUGUCGAGAUCACGGAUCCAUUCUUCAUCGAUGUCACGCCUGAGGAAUGGAAAGCCCUCCAAACAGCCAUCAAAGAUUCAACAUCUUCCCUGUGGGUUACCAAAGGAGAUCUCAUGAUUGGCAAAGAACCCUUACAUGCCAUGAUCUCCGGUCUUGCUAAGGGCAUGAAGACUGAACGAAGUUCCCUCCGGUUCAGUAUCCUUGACCUCGAUAAAAUUCCUGGAGAAUCCGACGUCGAAGUAUUCAAGCUUAUCUCUCAGCUUGAGAACCGAGUAGCAGAUUCUUUGAACAUCAACAAAGAUUCGGAGUAUCGAUACAAGGAUGGCGUUCUGUAUAUCAGCCGACUGACCGCUGAUGAUACUCUCAACGAGAAAGGUAAAGCCAUUGGGAAUAAAGAUUUCACCACCGAGCAGAUUUCCCUCCAUGAGUUGAAAGAUACCCCUCUCCAACUCGCAAUCGAGAAACCCGGUGUCUUGAGUACGCUCUACUUCAAGCAAGACCCUGAAUUCACCACAUCACUUCCUCCAGAUGCAGUCGAAAUUGAGGUCAAGUUUUCUGGGGUCAACAAUAAAGAUAUUGCCGUUCUCACUGGUCGUCACCAUUCCGACUCUAUUAGCGACGAGUGCUCAGGAAUCAUCACGAAAAUUGGAAGCACCGUUCGCGAUUUCAAAAUUGGUGAUAAGGUGUACUGCCAAUCUUUCGCAAAAUUUGGGAAUUUUGUUCGAGAGAAAGCGGCAUUCUGCCAGCGCCUUGAAGACGGGGAUACUUUUGAGGGAACCUGCACGCUCCCGAUUGCGUUCGGAACCGCUAUCUACGGUCUGAUGGAUCUCGGUCGACUAAGCAGGGGUGAAAGUGUGCUCAUUCAAUCUGCGACUGGAGGUGUAGGCCUUGCUGCUUGCCAAAUAGCACGUAUGAUUGGUGCCGAGAUAUUUGCAACCGUCGGCACGGAAGAAAAGAAGCAAGAGCUGUUGAGUAUGGGCUACGGGAUCGAGGAGGAUCACAUCCUAAACUCCCGUGAUCGUUUCACAGCAAAGAAACUACUCGAGCAGACCGGUGGCAAAGGCAUUGAUGUUAUUUUGUGCAGUUCGCGCGGCGAUCUCAUGCAUGAAUACUGGCGAUGCAUUGCUACCUGCGGUAGAUUCGUGGAGAUUGGACGAACAGAAGUCCUGGACAAUGGGAAUUUGAGCUUGGAUGUAUUCCGACGAAAUGCCACGUUCACUUCGUUUGACCUUGAAGUCAUGAGUUUGAACAAACCGCAGGUGACUGCAAAUCUGAUGAAAACCAUCCAGCAGUUGAAAGCGGAAGGCCACAUCAAAGCUUUACCGCUGCAGACUUUUCAUGUUUCGGAGAUUGACAAGGCAUUUAUGACUUUCACUAAGGGUUCUCAUAUUGGCAAGAUCCUAGUCGACUAUGACCAUGCUGCAGAGCAGGCUCUUACAGUACAACGUAGCCCUUUCACUGCAACAUUUGACCCAAGCGCCGCCUACCUGCUUAUUGGCUGCCUAGGUGGCCUCGGCCGCAGCUUUUCUGCUUGGGCUGUCUCACGGGGUGCCCGCAAUCUCAUCUACCUCUCACGUACUGGCGCUGCAAAGGAUGAAGCCAAAAUAUUCCUUGCAGGGCUAGAGUCUAAGGGAGUUAAUAUCUCCAUCGUGAAAGGAGACGUUACGUCUCUCGUUGACGUUAAAGCGGCUGUCAGCAGCAGCAGCUUGCCAAUAAAAGGCGUCGUACAAGGUGCCCUUACGCUACAAGAUGGCCUCUUCGAGACAAUGUCCUUGGAACGAUUUAACGCAACGGCACUACCAAGAGUAAUCGGAACCUUGAACCUGCAUGAGGCACUGAAAUCUGAACCACUAGAUUUCUUCGAGAUCUGGUCUUCGUGGACGGUCAUUUUCGGAACGGCUACGCAAAGCAAUUACUUGGCCUCUAACUCCUUCUUGGAUGCUUUUGCGCGCCAUCGUCGAGCACAAGGAUUACCGUGUACUAGCUUAGCACUGAGUCAGGUGCUUGGUAUCGGUAUUGUAUCGUACAUGCCCGAGUAUCAACAAGCAAUGAUUCGCAACGGCUUCUAUGGCAACGAUGAGGACGAGUUCUUGCAAUAUUGCGAAGCUGGUAUCUUACCCCCAACUCCUACCGAUACUGCGGACCUAGCUUUCCAUUAUGAUGCUCAGUCCGUCGGUCAUCUUCUCGUGGGCAUCGAGCCAGCGGGCCUGCAAACAGUUGAUCAAAAAUACCCGCUCUCGGAAAUGCUCUGGGCUCGUGACCCCCGUUUCCAGAAUCUGAUUCAAGCCACCUCGUUUCUGGCAUCUGGAGCCCUUGAAAAACGUGCCAAAGGAUCCAAUGAAGAGGAAGGUUCGACGCUAGAUCGCAUCCGGAUGAAGAUCUCCCGAUUACUUUACGUUCCACUAGAUGAGGUAGACGUGGACAAGGCGAUCAAUGAUUAUGGCAUUGAUAGUAUGAUUGCAGCGGAGUUGCGGAAUUGGUUCUUUUCAAGUUUUGGAAGAGAGGUUAGCUUAUUGAAACUGUUGAGUGCGACCAUGACAGUUCAGAGGCUGGCCGAGGAGGCGGAGGUGAAAGUAGAAACAUAG
Lachnellula hyalina is the source of this 7806-nucleotide messenger RNA. RefSeq names its product Prosolanapyrone synthase. Gene Ontology annotation, biological process: fatty acid biosynthetic process; secondary metabolite biosynthetic process. NCBI's taxonomy places the organism in Eukaryota, Fungi, Ascomycota, Leotiomycetes, Helotiales, Lachnaceae. The coding region runs from base 1 to 7806 and encodes 2601 amino acids. The record is from RefSeq and is a predicted model, not a curated record. Gene Ontology annotation, molecular function: fatty acid synthase activity; oxidoreductase activity; phosphopantetheine binding. The transcript is spliced from 10 exons.